GGAUGGCCGAGGGGGGGGUUGGCUGGAAGACGUGCUCCCCCGCUUCCCGGGGAGAGAGGCUGCAGCAUCGCCCUUAAACUGAAGGGAGCUGUAAACAACUGCGAAGUGACAAAACUUUAAAGAACAAAGAAAAAAAAUAAUAGCUUCAACCUGUGUACUGAAAUCUAUUUCUCUCUGAAAUUCUUAGUUAUGUUUUUUGUCCCAGAAUGGCGAAACUCACAUAACUGUGGUAUCUUCUCAGCGGCUUGAAGUGCCUUGGGCUUGUUUAAACUGGAAGAUGUGGAGUGGACUGUUACCUCCGGGGCUGAAUGAAAGUGAUGUUGAUUUAAGUUCUGAUGAUGGAGAUGAAUCGUAUGGUUCCUUUUCAAAGGAAGAUGCAAAAGAAGAUACUGGAAGGGUUCAGCUUUCUGAAUUCCGAGAGAAUGGACCUGAAAGUAAUGUCAUCAGUGAACCCAUUGUGGUACCAGGGACAGAUGGAGAGAACGAAUCUCAAACGUGCCCUUCUGGGAUUUCUUUAACUAUGUGGAAUAAAUUUCUGGAGCUUCAGAAGAAAAACCGUGAAAUGAGGACCCAAGCACAUCAGGAAAAUAAAAGCCGAAAAAGAAAGCGCCACAGAAAAGAAAAACGGAAAAAGAACGAUGAAGUGACUAAGAGUAGUCAACAGUUGGCAAAUGAGGAGAAAUGGAAAGAACUUACACAAUACUUUGGAAUCAAUGAUAGAUUUGAAUCACCUGUGGAUAGCAAGGCUCCACAAAAGUCUGGCCUUGAACUUAGCAUAGAGAAGUCUGUGGCUGAAGGUGACAUUGAUAAGGCUGAGGAGCUGAGUGAUAGAUUAGCCAUUCGUGAGCUUGGUGUGAAAAUUGCCAAAGCUGCUGCUUGCCGCAACUUUGUAAAAGCCAAGCAAGAAGCAGAGGCUGCCCAAGAAGCUCGAAAGAAAAAGAAGCUUGCUUGGGGAUUUGAAGCCAAGAAAAGAUGGGAAACAAAAAGCAAUAUGGGAUACAUGUGACCUAUCCUGUUUUCCUCAGGACUCGUAUAUUGGUUUUUACCUGAAGAAUCUUUGUGGACGACUUCUUAAAUCUAAACACAGAAAAACCCUGAAACAAAGCCCAACAUAUGAAAUUCCUUCUGUUUCUCUUAAUGCUGUUAGACUGCAGUAUCUUGUUUUGGAGCUAUCUUAUGUUAUAAACAAUACUACCUAAAUAUCAGUACUAUGUUACAUACAGUAUUUUUCUCCAAAAUAUAAAAAUUUAAGAUAAUACAUUGCAGAAUUCAUUUGAGGUCUGUCAGAGAACUCUCUAAAGUUGGAAUAAAAUGCUUGGUCCAAAUGUGUGCUGCUCUGCAGUUAUGUGUGGGUGUAAGGAGAGGGAUAUGUGUUCCCGCUGAGGUUAUACAGACAGUGCAGCAAGUACUACUUUUCUGAUUGCUUGAAUGUUUGAGGGGGCACUCAAUAAACAAAAGCAAAACCAUCCUACCUGUUUAAAACCAUCAUUAUUCAUACAUUUAUGGGCUUAGUAAAUAUAGACAUUAUAGUAAAUACAGAAAUUGGCUGAAAAAGUCUAUCCUCCUCCUGGGAGGAUCAGGUAUAUAUUCAUCAUAUCUUGGUGCCAUGAUCUUCAGAAUACUUAGAAGUCUCAUUUUUCUUUCCUUCCCAGGAACUCAGGUUUUAAAAGUCACAGUUUCUUUGAGCAGAUAUAGAAAUAGCUAUCCUGAAAAAUAACCAAAAUGUGUUGUGCAGUUAGCUGCACCCAAGAAACAAAUGCAGAUUUUACUCCAAGUCAAAUAUUUUACAGAUCAGUUAGGAUUUGAAUGUUUGUUACAAGAUUAUAAGAAGAAUUGACGAUGUUUCUUCAAAAUUGUUCAGUGAAAAGGAUGCUGGUAAGUUUUCUCCCUGAAGCUCUUGCAUGUAUGUUUAUUCACCACAAUGCCUGAAUUUAAUUGGUAAUGUAAAUGUCAGUUAUUGUUAACCAAGAUUAAUAUGUUUCAGGCCAAAGGUAUGGUAUUAGUGUAAUGGUGAUUUACUAUGUAAGUACUUGAGGCUAAAACAACUUGCCAACAAAUAGCAAUUUGAAGUUUUACGGCACCAAUUUGAAGAGUUUAGGUUUGCAGUCCAACAUGGAAUAGUGCAUUUUUGUUCAUUAGCCCUCAGGAUGUUUGAUUCUUUUUCUUUUUUAGCAGAACAUCGUAUUUCUUUCACAAAGUUGAGAGUUUGCAAUAUGGUAAUCUGCAGUUAGCUGUAAUUAGUUAUGAUGACAGAGUUGAAUACAAUUGCCAGGAUUGUAAAUCAGGGACUAAACAGGUUUCUGCAGUAUAACAUCAUAAAUCUCACACUAUGGUUUAUGAACUACAUUAGCUUUAGAAACUUUGGUGUGGAAGGAAGCAAGUGAUAUCUUUUAGUAAAGUAAUUAUAAAAGUAAAUUGCAUGUUUGCUUGCAUAAACAAACAGAUUAAACUGUGAACCUUCAUCGAGAUUUUUCUCGGUUCCUAAUGUUCCUGUCCAAAACUUGAGGGCACUCUGUCCAUAUUUUCUGUUGGGUUUUUUUAAGCAGCUGGCAGGUGAGUGUUAGAUACAGUUGACCUUUCUGCUUGUUAUAUACUGAAAAGCAAAAUGAUACUGAUAAUUUUGUGCUGAAAACAUCAGCAGUAUUCCAUUAAACAUUUAAAAGUAGAGUAUAUUCAACAGUUGUAUGUUUUUUUUUGUAAUAGUUGCUCUUAGCAGUAACAGUAUUUAUUAUUCUAAUAAAGAUCUUGAUCUAAUUGUAAGGAUUAGUGCUGUUUAUGAUAUGAAAAUGUGCUUUAAAAGAAAUCCAAACUGU
This is a messenger RNA of Athene cunicularia (burrowing owl), 2813 nucleotides long. It is a transcript of the gene FAM204A, whose product is annotated as family with sequence similarity 204 member A. The coding region runs from base 278 to 1006 and encodes 242 amino acids. The transcript is spliced from 8 exons. The record is from RefSeq and is a predicted model, not a curated record. NCBI's taxonomy places the organism in Eukaryota, Metazoa, Chordata, Aves, Strigiformes, Strigidae.